UCUCACAAACCCCUUCUGCCCUCCGCUCUCUGCGGGGCAGUGGCGUGAACUUGAACGCAGUUAGCAGUAGUCAUUACGAGUCCAGACAGGGUCGUCUCACUCCGCUGUCAACCAGGGCAGCAGACGGUCAACAAGAAGUUGUAAAAGCUUCGGUUACAGAGCUGCAGCUUGGAACAGACAGACGCAGGACGACCGACGUGAUGUCCAGGCGAAAACUUGGAAGUCGACCGCAACACCUGAGCGCAAUUCAAGAUGCCAAUAACACUGCAGAUGCUGUUGUCCCGUGGGAGGAUCAGCCCAUUGCACCCCAGCCCAUGAUCCCCCCUGAAGGCCGGGACCUCCUUACCUGUGGACAGUGCAGUCAAGCCUUUCCCCUGGCUCAUAUCCUGGCCUUCAUUCAACACAAACAGGGGGGCUGCCAAUCCAAAAACCAAACUGUCCCCACAAACAACACUCCUCCCUCUCCUGCUAACCGGGCACACCAGCACAGCACCAGGAGCCACCCAGGGCCUGGCUUCAUAGAGUUGAGGAGAGGGAUCGUUGUGGGCCAGGCUUUGGGGGAGGAGCCAGGAGUGAGAGUAAAGGCAGAGCCAGGCAAGACAGCGCAUGAGGAGCCGAGCUUAUUCACCUGUCAGCAGUGUGGGGAGGUCUUCUCCUCAGCAUGGACUCUCCUGCAGCAUGCCCAGCACGCACACUCCUUUAGCAUCUACCAAGAAGAUGGGGAUGAAGAGGCAGACUCAAGAGCAGCUAAUAAAGUUCAUAGACCGGCCACUCUGGACCCAUGCCACCUCAGCCAGGCCCUUGCCACAGCUUUUCAGCCCUCUGCUCUUCGCCUAGCCCGCUCCCGUCAGACACAACCCUCAUCUAGAACAUCACCAUCAUCUAGCAGUACUCUCCAAGCCAUGAACUUCUCCAUGCGCCUCAGAGAACUGGCAGAGGGCACAGUUGAACCAGCCAGUGGCUCUACUGGAGGUUUGGUGCAUUCUCCAUCCUCAUCUCCACCUGCUGCAUCUCCUUUUCCCCAGAACGACUUUCAGUGUGAGUUGUGCAACCAGAUCUUCCCGUCUCUCCGAGCCCUGUCAGCACACAGGCGGACCCACGCGUGUGACAGGCCCUAUCAUUGCGGGGUGUGCGGAGAGGCCUUCGCUCAGAGCGGACAACUCGCUAGACACAUCAGGAGUCAUCACAGGGACGCCACGUGCAGCAACAGCUAUGAGAGUGUAGACGUGGCUGUAAUGGAGGAGGAGAUGAACCGGCAUGCAGCAAUCAGAAGCAGGUUUCAGUUGCAGUCAGUGGAGAAAGAUGUGAAAGGCCCAGAGUUAGAUCUGUCCCUGCCCAAACACUGUUCUCUUGCCUCAGGCAUGAUGCUGCUGAGUCCACAGGCUGCUCCACACCGCGAGCUGUUGAGGCUGUACCAGCGCCCGGCCAAUGUCGGGGAUGAUGAGGAUCCCCCGGAGGGACAGGCGGAAGCCCCACACACACCCUGUGCCAGCCCCUCAGAGGGGUCUCUAGAGAGCGGAGAGACAGGGGGCAGUGGAGAAAGUGGCAUCGCCAGUGGUAACUGCACGCCUAAGCGCCCUGAGACAAGAGGGCCGGAGUGGGACAGUGAGAGGUCAGAGGUCAUGGGAGAGGAGUGGAGUAAAGUGAGUGAGGUAGUGCAGGAGUGGCAGAGGGAGAAUGAGAGGCGCUCUAUAGGUGCCACAAACACCAGCUCUGGUCCAACAUCCAAGAAGAAGAAAGAUGAAGCCUGUGAGUUCUGUGGUAAACAGUUCCGCAAUAGUAGCAACCUGACUGUGCAUCGACGUAGUCAUACAGGAGAAAGACCAUACCGCUGUGGUCUGUGCAACUAUGCCUGUGCCCAAAGCUCCAAACUCACUCGCCACAUGAAGACGCAUGGUGCACAGGGCUCUAAAGCACCUUUCCUUUGCCAGCUGUGUGCUGUACCCUUCACUGUAUAUGCCACCUUAGAGAAGCACCUCAAGAAGGUGCAUGGCUUGAGCCAUGCCAGUGUGGGGGCCUAUACGCAGCCACUGAGCGCCACUGAGUCCAUGUCCAGUGCAAAGGCAGAAGAAGAGAGCAUAGUCCUGAAAACAGAGGAGGACGAGACCAGUCUGGAACACAUGGAGAUUGACCAUAACAUGCUCAGCGGAGCUGUGGACAACGGCCUUAGAGUGGGGACACCUGUGGAAAGCAUGGCAGAUAUUGCCUUGGCUUUGACCACUGCACCAUAAAUGGAUCUUAAUUUACCUUAAUAUAGCACUCUACAAAUACUUCCUACUGUUAUAACUGACAAAAGUACAACAACGUGUCAGAAAAAGAGAAGCUGCACCAGCUGUAGAUAAUUUUCUUGCACUGUCCUGACACUCCACGCCCAGCUGCACUCCUUACUGUUGUAUGCAAAGGGCUGGUUGAAACUUAAGUGCCUACAGUAGUUUAGACCACAGACAAAAACAAGGUAGUGACAUUCAACAGGGAGAUUACCAGAACUCUAGAACAGGAAGUGCCCUGCCACAGUCCACACCAACACAGGAAACUGAUCCCCACGUUGCAGCGCCGGAAGCAAACUACAAGUGAUUUAUCUCUCUGGUGACCAUAAGUACAGGUGCAGGCAGAUGACAUAUUCAUAAAAAAAUAUAUGAACACAGCCUAUCAUUUUAAUUACAAAAUUGUUUUAGCAUAAUUUCUCAGAAUUGGGUCACUGUGCAACUCUCUAUGCAAACGUGCAAAUGAUUAAAGGCGUUUGAGGAGACACUAGGUGAUACUGAACCUUAACACUGUCUGCCUGCAGUUCCUCACUUCUAUUUUAAAGCCUGGCUUGUCUCAACAUUUGUGACUUUACAUAAUAUUUACUGGACUGUGGCACUUGGCAUGCUUGUGCUCCUGACGGAAUACCAGUAAUAUCUAUAGACAAUUUCUGUUGAAUUAUUUUCUGCUUCUAAUUUCAUAAAUGUAAAUAUGAAAAUGUUUAAGUCCUGUCUAUUGCUGUUUGCUGUGGUUAGUGUCUAUGCAUAAAGAUACUGCAAUAUUUUCUGCAGUGUAUGUAAAACGGGUGUCUUUCUUUGUGCUUUAUGCGAGUGACUUUUCUUCCUAUUGUUUACAUUUGUGAAGUGCUGAACUGUUUAAAGUUUAUGCAUGUUUGCAUCUAUUUAAAGUACUCUUCUUUUCGCUUGUUUAAAUCUCUUUCUAAUUUAUGGAUGCUGCAUGUUUCUUUUUUAAAAAGUCUAAAUACUGAUCUACAGGGUACUAUGGUGUGCUCAUAGUUAAUUGGUGGCAUUGCUAGAGCUCCCAAGCUAGCACUUGAAUGAGUGUGUUUUUGUGUAUGUAAAUAAGUGACACUGUCCUCACUACUGUAUUUGGCUCUGGUCUUAUGUCGGGGGCAUGACCAGAGUUGUACUUUCUAAAGGUCAUUGUUAAGUUACAAGUUAUUGGUUUGUUUGUUUCUAAAGAACCGUUCUUGAGCAAAGCACAAACUGCUUUGUGAUGACUGUGAUUAAAUUGCAUAAGAGUUUGGGAUCACACAGGCAAAAUAUACAUGUGUGAUGUCAAACUGAAAUGUGAAAGCUAUAGAAAUGUUCAGGGAUAACAUUGUGUAUAUAAAAUGCUUACUAUUGCAUUCAUUGUUUUGAUUUUGUUUACUGCCAAUAUUGUUUAUGCAUUGCUGCAAACAUCUCCAAACACAACACUGGCAUUGUGAUACUGUCUGCUUUGUCUUUUUACACUUGACACCAUUUUCUAUCUGACCUUGUAACAAGGAGCCUCAAUAAAGACUUUGAGGAGAACUCUUAAGUUUGUA
Molecule: messenger RNA, 3793 nt
Organism: Boleophthalmus pectinirostris (great blue-spotted mudskipper)
Lineage: Eukaryota; Metazoa; Chordata; Actinopteri; Gobiiformes; Gobiidae
Gene: znf296
Product: zinc finger protein 296
Exons: 3
Coding region: 201-2231 (676 amino acids)
Biological process (GO): positive regulation of transcription by RNA polymerase II
Cellular component (GO): nucleus
Molecular function (GO): RNA polymerase II cis-regulatory region sequence-specific DNA binding; DNA-binding transcription factor activity
Source: RefSeq, a predicted model, not a curated record